AUGACGACCCUUUUCCCAAACUCGCGUUUUCUCUCACAUGCACUCUUUCUCUCUCUUUGUCUCUCCUUUUUGGCCUUUGCAUUUGCCAUAGACAUGUCCAUCAUAGACUACGAUGCUAAAGUGGAGGGCAUGAACGAGAAACGCAUGAGGGACAUGUACGAGGCGUGGCUGGUGAAGCAUGGGAAGGUGUACAAUGCUUUGGGUGAGAAGGAACAUAGGUUUGAAAUUUUUAAGGAUAAUUUAAGGUUUAUUGAGGAGCACAAUAAGAUGGGAGAAAAGGGUUACAUGUUGGGACUGAACAAGUUCGCUGAUCUCUCCAAUGAGGAGUAUAAGGCUAUGUUUUUGGGUGGGCGAUUGCGGAGAUCAGAUAAGGGACUGUUUGGGAAGAAAAGUGGUCGUUAUGCUUAUCGUGAGGGCGAGGCAUUACCUGAUAUGGUGGAUUGGAGGGAGAAGGGUGCUGUUGCUCCUGUAAAAAAUCAAGGUCAAUGUGGGAGUUGUUGGGCAUUCUCCACGGUUGCUGCGGUUGAAGGAAUCAACAAAAUUGUAACCGGUGAUCUCAUUUCCCUAUCAGAGCAAGAAUUGGUGGAUUGUGACAGAGGUUACAACAUGGGGUGCAAUGGAGGGCUUAUGGACUAUGCAUUUGAGUUUAUCAUACAAAAUGGAGGCAUUGAUACUGAAGAGGAUUAUCCAUAUCGUGCUCGUGAUCAAACGUGUGAUCCAAACAGGAAAAAUGCUCGAGUUGUUACUAUUGAUGGAUACGAAGAUGUUCCACCAAAUGAUGAGAAAUCCUUGAUGAAGGCCGUUGCAAACCAACCUGUUAGCGUUGCCCUUGAAGCUGGUGGCAGGGCGUUUCAACUUUAUCAAUCGGGUGUUUUCACUGGUCUAUGUGGAACAGGGCUAGACCAUGGUGUUGUGGUAGUUGGGUAUGGAACAGAAAAUGGUACUGAUUACUGGCUAGUGAGGAACUCUUGGGGUCCAGAAUGGGGUGAGGAUGGUUAUAUUAGAGUAGAGAGAAAUGUGUUAGAAACUAACACUGGUAAGUGUGGAAUUGCAAUGGAGCCAUCUUACCCCAUAAAGAAUGGUGCUAACCCCCCAAAUCCUGGUCCUUCUCCUCCAUCUCCGGUAACUCCUUCAACUGUUUGUGAUGAGUACUACUCUUGCUCCCCUGGAACCACAUGCUGUUGCCUUUUUGAGUUUAGAGGCUUCUGCUUUGGAUGGGGAUGCUGCCCCAUUGAGUCUGCAACAUGCUGUGAUGACAAGGCUAGUUGCUGCCCUCCUGAUUACCCCAUCUGUGAUAAUCAAGCUGGAACUUGCCUAAUGAGCCAAGGCAAUCCAUUUGGAGUAAAAGCUUUGAAAAGAACACCUGCUACACUUACUUGGACCCAAAGGAAAGCUGCCAUGCAAAGUAACCAUGCAUGAUAUAAGCUAGUG
Messenger RNA from Abrus precatorius (Indian licorice), 1431 nucleotides. RefSeq names its product low-temperature-induced cysteine proteinase-like. The record is from RefSeq and is a predicted model, not a curated record. NCBI's taxonomy places the organism in Eukaryota, Viridiplantae, Streptophyta, Magnoliopsida, Fabales, Fabaceae. Gene Ontology annotation, molecular function: cysteine-type endopeptidase activity. Gene Ontology annotation, cellular component: lysosome. The transcript is spliced from 5 exons. Bases 1 to 1419 code for a protein of 472 amino acids.